CCAAUUAGCGCGCACAAAUCACAUCACGUGACAAGGAUGGCUCGUCAUGGCGGCUGGGGUAAACUUGCAAGAUGUACGAGUUGAAGAGACUUUAAAAAUUCGUAUUGGUGAAGCCAAAAAUCUGUUAUCCCGCAAAGAACCCCGCUCGCUACGGAACUCGUACUGUGUUGUUACUCUCGACCAAGAAGAAGUUUUUCGCACGAGCACCGUAGAGAAAUCGUUGAGUCCAUUCUUUGGUGAGGAUGUUCACUUCGAGGUGCCAAGGGACUUCCGCUCUUUGUGUUUUUAUUUAUAUGACACAGAUUUGAUAGGCAGGGACACAGUUCUGGGAAAGGUUGCAAUAAGAAAAGAAGAUCUUUACAAAUAUCAUUCAGAUACAUGGUUCCCAUUACGACAUGUCCAUGCGGACACUGAAGUCCAGGGACGCAUUCAUCUAGAAAUCCGUCACUACGACAACACACUUGACAUUCAAGAUGAGGAGCUGUCCAGUACUCCAAAGCUCAGCAUCAGAAUCAUUGAGUGCAGUGAGCUGUUUGCCUGUAGUGGCGGGGUAUCUGAUUCCUACGUCAGUGUUAUAAUGAUUACUCCAGUUUCCAGGUCAGAACCAAAGAAAACACGAGUUAAAAAGAAGACAGUUAAUCCACAGUUUGACGAAACAUUUCUCUUUGAGAUCCCAUCAGAAGAUCUGGAAAGUAGAGUUUUAAGAUGUACAGUUUGGAGUCCAAGUAUGCUAGGAGAAGACAUUUUUCUUGGGGAGGUCCGUAUUCCUCUCAAUAAAUGUGAUUUGAGCAUUGUCCAUGAGGGAUGGUACUGGCUAGGUCCAAGAGAAGAGAGAGACUCCCCCGCCCAACGGCAAGGCAGUAUAGGGUCCUUGAGGCUCAAAGUCUGCUAUACAGAGGACUAUGUGUUCCCAUCGUCAUAUUACGAACCUCUGCGAGAAGCCAUUCUGGAGAUUGAAGGACAUAAGGAUGUGACCACAACACCAGCGUACAUACUGUCAGAGAUAGUAAAGGACAAACUGACGGCUGCCAGAGCACUUGUUAGGGUUUUCACUCAUCAUAACAAGGUUGUCGACUUUAUCAAGGCUGUAGUGGAUCAUGAAGUCAACACUACAGCGGACUGCAACACAUUGUUCAGAGGAAACUCGCUAGGUACAAAGGCGAUUGAUGAGUUUAUGAAGCAUGCUGGCAUGCAAUACCUACAUGAGACCAUCAAGACACUCGUGGACGAGAUUUACGAAGAACGCAAAUGUUGUGAAAUCGACCCUUCCCGGCUUAGAGACGGUGACUCCUUGCCGCAGAACUUGGCGAAUCUGCAGGGUUACGUCAACAAGCUUUGUGCGGCGAUCACAUGUUCUGCUAUGGCCUGCCCCACAGCCAUGUCCAAGGUCUUCGUCACCAUCAGGGAAUCCGCUGUACAGAGGUUCUCAGAUGAGCCUGAUGUGCGCUAUACAGCGGUCAGCGGGUUUGUGUUUCUACGAUUUUUCGCCCCUGCCAUCUUAAACCCAAAGUUGUUCCAGAUGCGAAACGAGCACCCGGACCCCCUGGUAGCACGAACGCUGACGUUAGCUUCUAAAGCCAUCCAGAGUCUCGGGAACUUGGUCAGCUCUGUUAUCUGUGGCCAGGUCAAAGAACCGUACAUGGAGAGUCUGAAAGCAAUGAUCCUAGACCAGGACCACAUAACUGCAGUCAAACGGUUUUUAGAUGCAAUCUCGUCAACUGUAUGUGCCGACGGUCUUCCGGUUGACUUUCCGACUGUGCUAAAAGAGGGGUCUUUGAUAAAGCGAGCUCAAGGGCGUAGCAAAUUUGGAUUCAAGAAUUACAAAAAGCGUUUCUUCGUCCUUACAAACAAAGGACUGGCUUACUACAAAGACAAAGGGAAGGCCCAGAUGUGUAGCAUCCAGCUGAAGGAUAUCAAGGGGGUGGAGAGAGUAGGCGAGGACUCAUUUAAACAGAAGCUGAUGUUUCAGGUGUUGCAGCCCGACAGACCGAUGUACAUACAGGCCACGAACAGCGUUGAGGAGAGGGAGUGGAUCAUGGCCUUGCGAAAGGCGUGUCAGGGAAAUGCUGAUUGUGCCCAGACCUAUCACCCCGAGGCUUACGUCACCGGCAAAUGGCUAUGUUGUAAAGAGCGAAGUGAAAAGGCCGAAGGAUGUCAGUUUGUCACAGAGAUUCCCCAGCCUAAGUGCGUGAACGUGGAAAUCGAUUGUGAUCGCGAGAUUGAGAGGAUCCACUCGCUCUUCCUGGUCAAUCUGGACAAACUCGACGAGCUGCAAGUUGAGUCCGAGCUGAUGUGCGAAUCUUUAGCCGGAGACAACUCCGACGCGCCUGAUGAAGACCAGGACUGCUGUGUUGAAAGUCGUCGAGAGAGGCUGCGUACCAUAAACACUAUUCGCUCCCACGUGAUCAGCCUAGAGCAAGAGCACAAGCAGUACCGAAAGCUGUCGCACCGCCUGACAAGACACGGCAGCAAGAAAUGCCCUUGGGGCCCUACACACGACAGUCCCGACCCCUUACGGCAUGUUAAAUUAUGACGUCACGUAUGACGUCAUCAGGUGAUUGAUAUCCUAGAUAGGUAGUUGAGUAUAUAAUUUAAUUGAGUCACGCGACUACGGGGAACACCAUACACGACGUUUGGAAUCUAUGUUUGUUCUGGCGUCAUUACAAUAGCAUGUGAGAAAUCUUGUCCCGCUCAGUUUCGAUGACUAACGUAUUCGUCCUGCAUUUCUAGAUAUUUUUCUCUAGGGCCUCUAGCGGAAAUACGCGCGUCACUCUGGGUUCCCGAGGAUGUCAAUAAAAAAUGAAACGGAGACGGAGAAAGUAGUGUAUACGGUCAAACUUAGUGUGAAAAAGACGCAAGCGGAGAAAGAAAAAAAAAUGAACCUUACCGUUGCUUCCUUCUCCGCCUGCGUCUCCUCCGCUGUGAUGUACACACGGGCGCUAAGCAUUUUACGCCCUUCUCCGUCUCCUUUCCUAGUGUAGAUAAGUCUUACGAAUUUUAAUCUUGGCUAAACGCCAUGGCUAUUGAGUAAUACUGAUUGGUCAUGUUGUGUCACGUGAUUGUUUUCCCGUCUGUGAAUGGUGUUCCCCGAUGCGUCUAUGUAUGAUUCCAUGAUCUCAUCCUAGACAAUAAUGAUAAUAUCACUAAUAGAAUAACGCCUAGAUAAGUUUUAUGCAUGAACAAUUUUAAAAGGUGAAUCGCAUAGAAAAUAAUAUAUAACUGCAU
This is a messenger RNA of Nematostella vectensis (starlet sea anemone), 3225 nucleotides long. RefSeq names its product ras GTPase-activating protein 3. NCBI's taxonomy places the organism in Eukaryota, Metazoa, Cnidaria, Anthozoa, Actiniaria, Edwardsiidae. The record is from RefSeq and is a predicted model, not a curated record. Gene Ontology annotation, biological process: intracellular signal transduction; regulation of GTPase activity. Bases 47 to 2533 code for a protein of 828 amino acids. The transcript is spliced from 26 exons.